GAGGGCAUCAGUGCGCAGGCGCGGCUCCGCUUCCCCGCCCCCCCCCACUCGGGACCCCCCCCCCCUUCCUGGUGCCGGUUCCCGCUGUCCUCAGUUCGCGUGGCCGAGCCCCGGGAAGCUUGUGCGGGUGUGUAGGGUCUGAGAGUGGGGGGGCUGCGCGUGCACGAGGGUGUCGGCGAGUACGAGCUGUGCAGAAGUGGAACAGCCCGCGUGGCGCGGGGCCCGGAACCGUGGGACCGGCCCCGGGUGCCUGCGCUGCGCUGGGGGAGGGGCCGGCGCUGGCUAUCCCGGGAGUCGGCCUGGGGAGCCCCGAGAGGGAGCCUCCCCCGCCCCCAGGGUUGCGCGGGCACGGCCUCUGGCGGCGUGCGUCGGGGGGAGGGGCCAGGGCAGGGAGCAGCCCCUCCCACUCUCCCCGGGAGCUCCCUUCUGCCCAGCACUAACUCCCGGGCGGGCGGGUGCCGCCGCAGCUCCCUAAGUGCCGCUCGUUCCGCCAGCCCCCAUUGGCCGGAGGACAGUCUGGGCUCCCUGCCCGGCUCUGCCCCUUGCUUGGCCUCUUUCCCUCCCGGGGGUCCGGGGCGUCGGUCCGUGUGUGACCCAGACCGGGCUCCGCUUUCGGGGGCUCCCCCCCCCAGACUCCCGGGGCUGCUCCUCCUCAAGUGCAGUCUCAGGGGCGCGCCCGAGUUCCCGGGGCGUCGUCCCCACCGGGGGUCACGGCUGCCUGACCUGCGCGCCCCUUCCUGGCAGCAGGGGAAGGCGAGCGCCGGCCCGGGGGGCCCUGAGGCUCUGCCUGGUCUCAGUCCGCCGGGGGCCCCGGUCUCUGUAAGGCGCUGGGCCAGGGACAUGAGCUUGGGGAGAAGCAAGUCGUCCUCCUGCUCAGAGCCAGGUCAUUCCCAGGCCUGACCCUCCCUGCCACCCUCCCGGGGGGCGCCGCUCCCCAUUGUCCUGCCCUGACAUCUCUCUCGUUGUGGGCAGGUCCGCAUCCAGCCUGCGCCCAGGAGCCUCAGAGCCGGCCUCCCUCCCUGGGCUCCCCCCCCCCCCCCCCCGGCCCGGCCGAGCACCCUCGCCCGGAACCAGAGACAUGGCCCCCGGCAGCCGGAGCCCCCCGUCCCAGGAGUUGGUGACAUUCAGGGACAUUAUUGUGGACUUCACCGAGGAGGAGUGGGGGCUCCUGGACCCUUCUCAGAAGGAGCUGUACAAGGAGGUCAUGCUGGAGAGUGUCCAGAACCUGCUGUCCCUGGAUGAAGAGACCAGAGUCCAAGUAAAUGAGUUGACUAGAAAGCUGGGGACUUUUGUGGAAGAAUGUGACCUGCAGAGAGUCAUGAGUGAUGGUCCCUGUGACUUCAAGUUGAGAGAAAUCCAUGAGUCUAAUAUCAAGGAGUUGGUGAUGUUCAGGGACAUUAUAGUGGACUUCACCCAGGAGGAGUGGGGGCUCUUGGACCCUUCUCAGAAGGAGCUCUACAAAGAGGUCAUGCUGGAGAGUGCUCAGAACCUGCUAUCCCUGGUUGUAGAGCCCAAGUUUGAAGUAAAUGAGAUGAGGAGAAAGCUGGGACUUUUUGUGGAAGAACAUGACCUGAGGAGAUUCACGAAGGAGGGUCCCUGUGCCUUCACUUUGAGGGAAAUCCUUGACUCUAACGUCCAAGUAAAUAGUCCAAAGAGCGACGAUGCGUUGGAUGAAACUGGAAAGAGGUUCAAGCAAUCUCCACUGCUCAGUCAAUGUAAGAAAAUGGUCUCCAGGAACAAGUGUCUUCAGCACUGGUCAAGCAACCAAAGCUUCACCGCACAGGGAGAGCUUCUUCAGCCCCAGGAGAAGCCUCCCCAAGUGCAGACCUACUCAGAGAGCCAAUGGCAAGUGGCCUUGAGCCGUGAUUUAGACUUCCUUAGACCUCAGGAAAGUGAUGCUGAGGAAAUGCUUUGGGGGAGGGAUGCAGGUGGGAGGGCCCUUGUUACUCAUCAGCCCAUCCCCCAGAGAAAGCCACCUGAGGGGGAGCACAAGUGUGAGGCAGCCCCCUGCCAAUACUCAGCCCCUCCUGGCUGUCCUCUCAGGAAGAGACAGGAGUCUCAAGCGGGUGGGAAGGAUGCUGGCUGGGACCAGGAACCUGGCAGGCCUUCACGGACUUACCCUGGAGGGCUCUACAAGGUUGUCGGCCCUGAAAAGCCCUUCUGGGGCAGACUCCGUGAGCAUCAGAGAGUCCACACUGAAAAAAAGCCCUUUGGGUGUUAUCAGUGUGGAAAGAGUUUCACACGGAGCUCCAAUCUUGCCAGACACUGUAGAAUCCACACUGGAGAGAAACCUUUUGAUUGUGGCCAGUGUGGAAAGACUUUCGCCCAAAGGUCAAAUUUUGCUGAACACCAGAAAAUCCACACUGGAGAGAAACCGUUUGAAUGCAAUCAAUGUGGAAAGACUUUCACUAGGAGCACGCAUCUUUCUACACACCAGAGAAUCCACACGGGAGAGAAACCUUUCAAUUGUAAUCAGUGUGGAAAGACUUUCACACAGAGCUCCCACCUUGCAGAACAUCAGAGAAUCCACACAGGAGAGAAACCUUUUGAAUGUAAUCAGUGUGAAAAGACUUUCAGAAAGAGGUCCAAUCUUGUUAAACAUCAGAGGAUCCACAUUGGAGAGAAAGUUUUUGAUUGUAAUCAGUGUGGAAAGGCUUUCAGAAGGAGUUCCCAUCUUGUUAAACACCAGAGAAUCCACUCUGAAGAAAAACCUUUCGAUUGCAAUCAGUGUGGAAAGACUUUCGGAAGGAAGUGUCAUCUUGCUACACACCAGAGAAUUCACACUGGAGAGAAGCCUUUUGAAUGCAAUGAGUGUGGAAAGACUUUCACACAGAGUUCCCAUCUUGCUCAACAUCAGAAAAUCCACACUGGAGAGAAACCUUUUGCUUGUAAUCAGUGUGGAAAGGCUUUCAGAAAUAGGUCCAAUCUUGCUAAACAUCAGAGAAUCCACAGUGGAGAGAAAACUUAGGAAUGUAAUGAAUAUG
Sarcophilus harrisii (Tasmanian devil) is the source of this 2984-nucleotide messenger RNA. RefSeq names its product zinc finger protein 454-like. Gene Ontology annotation, biological process: regulation of transcription by RNA polymerase II. The record is from RefSeq and is a predicted model, not a curated record. The transcript is spliced from 5 exons. NCBI's taxonomy places the organism in Eukaryota, Metazoa, Chordata, Mammalia, Dasyuromorphia, Dasyuridae. Gene Ontology annotation, molecular function: DNA-binding transcription factor activity; RNA polymerase II cis-regulatory region sequence-specific DNA binding. The coding region runs from base 1079 to 2968 and encodes 629 amino acids.